AUGUGUUCAGCUACCGAGGGCUCUUCAAUCAUUCUUGAAUUGCCAAUUGCAUACCAUCUUCAAAUUUGGGUGUCGAUCAAAACCGUUACCAGCCCAAUUCCAGGCGAGGAGCAGGCCGCUCACGAGGUGCUCGCGCUCAUCCUCAUCCAUCUCGCUCACUACGACCCAAUCUCCCGUCUGACAUAUCGUUCCUUACCUAAUAUCACGAUCCGUCUCUCGAAUUCAAUUGGCGAUACACUUCAAAGAGUCACUGUUGUAGCUGAUACCGGCACCAAUAUUAUUGGAACUGGCGAUGACCCAUCUAAAAAGGAAGCGGAAAAACUAGCGGCCCUCUCUGCCUGUUUUCAACUUGGCUCUCAAAAUCUCUUUGAUAACAACAACCUUCCUAUCGAUCCGGUUUCGACUCGUACUUCUUCUCACGCUCUUUCGGAUGGAACCGCUCUUACGUUAGAUAAAGCUAGAGCUUAUAUGGAUUUCUAUUGUCGCAAGUUUCGUUUCGGAAAACCUGAUAUCACCUACGAAAACUUACGAAACCCUAAAGGACGCGAAUCUUGGUCCGCCACCCUGUUUGUGAGUGGAAGACGGAUCGGAAUGGGGGUGUCUCGUGCUAAGAAGGAUGCUUCCAAUGAAGCUUAUAAAGACACGGUAGUCUACUUAUCCGAAUGCGACCCUGAACUUUGGGCAGAAUUUCAAUCUAGCAGUGAAGCUCAGAAUGCACAUGUUGGCACGGUACCGGACGUUGUCUUCAGACUGAGUAACGAGAUGGAUGAUGAUCUUCGUGAUCUAGUUAGAUCCUCAAGAGAAAGCGAACUAUAUCGUCGCGCCAAAGUCAUGUUGGAAAGUGCUCGUGGUUCACGCUUAUUGGUGGAACAAACUCUUGUACGGUCAAAUACACGACGUUCAAACCCUUCACUGUCAGAUAAGGCACGGCAGGACGCUCUGACGGCUAAAUCCGAGGUGCUUUCAGAUCGUCUAGGUCAGUAUCAAACGGAUGACAAACGCCACGUAGUGGCCUUACGCGAACAGCGGACUGCUCUUCCUGUUACGGCCCAUGCUUCUUUGGUACUUUCUGCACUAGCCACCAACCCUGUCACGAUCUUGAUGGCAGCGACGGGUUCAGGAAAAACUACACAAGUCCCUCAGCUCAUUUUGGAUUCAGCUACGAUGCGAGGCAAUGGCGCAAAGUGUAAUAUAAUCUGUACCCAGCCCCGCCGAAUUGCUGCCAUCAGUGUUGCACAAAGGGUAGCAAAUGAGAGAAAUGAGCAAUUAGGUGAAUCGGUUGGUUAUCAAGUACGAUUCGAAGCUAAACCUCCGACGCCCGAUGGGAGUAUACUUUUUUGCACCACUGGAGUCUUCCUCAGACGAUUACAAAAUGACAUGGAGAGCGCUGAUGGAGCUUUCCUGGACCCGAUCACUCAUGUCGUCGUCGAUGAGGUUCAUGAGCGUGAUAUCGAUACCGAUUUACUGCUGUUUUGUCUUCGCAAAGUCCUGAAAGACCGAAAAGAAAAGGGCAAACCAGAAAUCAAAGUUCUAUUGAUGUCUGCCACAGUCGAUCCUUCGUUGUUUGAGAAGUACUUUGCUGAUUCGAAGACGGAGAAGCUGGCUCCUGUUAUAUCUGUUCCUGGUCGCUCGUUUCCUGUUGAAAAACACUACCUUGAAGAACUGAACGGUCAACUAGUCAAACUCGCGCUUCCCCAAAACCGAGGUGGCUGGGUAUGGAACGACGAAAAAGUUCGUAAAUACAUGCACCGCGAACUACAGGAACCCUUAGACAUAGAUCCACACAGCGGAAAAGUUCAACGUGAUAGUGAUGACCUCGAGAUGCCUUAUGCACUGAUUGCUUUGGUCGUAGCGUGGGUUUUGUCAAAAUCGACAGAUGGACAUGUUCUCGUUUUCUUGCCUGGUUGGGAUGAAAUCAAAGGAGUUCAGAAUAUCUUGUUAGAUAAUGUUCAAUUCCCUCUACUCGGCUUGAACUUCAAUGACUCCAGUCGUUUCGAAGUACACGUCUUACACUCUGCUAUUCCUGUGGUCGAUCAACAAAAAGUCUUCACACCACCAAGUGAAGGUGUCCGGAGAAUUAUACUUUCCACCAACAUUGCCGAAACGUCUGUCACGAUUCCCGAUGUGGUAUUUGUGGUCGACACUGGAAAAAUCAAAGAAAAACGAUUUGACCCUGAGCGACAUCUUUCAUCGCUUGUGACAGCUUGGGUAGGCACUUCUAAUCUCAAUCAGCGUGCCGGAAGAGCUGGACGUCACAGAGCGGGAGACUACUACGGCCUAUUAAGUCGCAGGAGAUAUGAAGCUCUCAAUAUUCAUUCGACCGUCGAGAUGAAGAGGACAGACUUGAGUAAUUUGGUAAUGCAUGUAAAGGCAUUGAAUUUUCCUAAUAUGGAAGCUGAAGAUGUAUUGGAUCAAACAAUCGAGCCUCCUGAAAGAGAACGAGUAUCUGCAGCCAUGUCCCACCUUCAAACCAUUGGCGCAUUGGACAGAUUUAAAGAUCUUACUGCUCUUGGUCGAGUUUUGCUUCAACUUCCGGUGGAAGCUCAAAUAGGAAAACUAUUAUUGCUAGGCUCAUUCUUCAAAUGUCUUGAACCGGCUCUCAAUCUUGCUGCUAUCUUAACCAACAGAGAUCCUUUCCUCUCCCCACCAUCAGCCAAGACAGAGGCCGAUCGAAUCAAAUCAUCUUGGGCUCCCUUUGCCUUUCGAUCAGAUCCUCUAGCCUGUUUAGCUGCUUUCACGGCAUGGUCUCAGUUUCAAGAUAGAAAUGAAACUCAGCGUGCCUAUCGAUUUGCUAAUGAGAACUUUUUAUCGAAACCCACCUUGGGCCAAAUUUCACAAGUCAAAACUCACUUGCUUUCUUCAUUACGACGUGCUGGUGUGCUCGCCAUUAGUGGAGGUGGUGAAUCCAAUAAUCGACACCGACACCAGGUUGGUAUACCUCCGCAAUUAAAUAAAAAUUCGGAUAGCUUGCCAUUGCUGGCUGCUUUGAUUGCAGUGGCUGUCGCGCCGAACUUUGCGGUCAGAAAGAGCACCAAAGUCAUGGCCACAGAAAAGGAUCGGACGUGUUUCAUCAACCUCUCGAGUGUAAACUCUCAUAAGAAAGAAGCAGCAGCAGCGGAUGAUAUUCCGCUACAAAAUGAACGCCAACUCUUUGCCUUUGGUGAAAAAAGUUUAUCACUUCCUCGACCAGGCGAGAAGGGACAAGGUCAAAUGUCAUUGAGGUCAACAACCAGACUUGACCCACUUGGUUACAUGCUCUUCGGAGCCCGUCGACUGCAGGCUUAUCCACGAGGACUUCAAUGUGAUGGUUGGCUUCCGAUAACUGGCAAUGAAGGUGCACUGGAUGAUGUUGAAAGGCUAAAGGAGGUACUUGAUGCGUCACUCUUACGAGUUUUCGACGGUCUACAAGCUCAAAUCUUUCGCAAACAUCAACCCAAGAUCGUCCACCAAACUAUUGCUAAAAAUUCAGCGCGUAAUGUGGCACCCAAUCCUGAUUCAGCUGCUAACAGUGUUUCAGAUGAGGUAGGAGAAGACGAAGAGGAAGAUAAACCUGAAGAAGAAGUCCCACCACCAGAAGUAAAAGAGCUAACUUCAGAUGAGAUUAAAGAUUUAGAAAAAUUGACUGAAGGGGUUGUCUCACUCCUCAAUCGAUACUCAGAGGAACGAUUAGCAGCUGAUUCUUCACGUGCACCUAGUCGACCUGACAGUCGAGCUAACUUUAAUAAUUAUCAAUCUGGAAGUAAUCAUUCUACUAGACCUCCUAGUCGAUUAACAGAAAGGAUCGGACCACCAAAUCAUUCUACUGGUGUACCUUCUGCACUUGCACCUGGUGGUAUGAUGAGAGCUUGGGGUAACACUCCUGGACCAUCUCACAGUGGCACGCCGGGCAUCAGUCGUGCAAACAGUCAAGUAGGAAGUUGGAGAUGAUUGAAAGGGAACUUUCUUUCUUUUUAGCUGACACCUAAGAUUCAACUUUUAGCUUUUGUUGACUUUAAAAGGAAUUCACAAAUCAUGGAUUUCGAAAACAGUCUAAGAGUUCCGAUGUUUUUUUCGAUACUCGACAUUUGUUUUUCCCUUUUUUUGUUGAUAAUUUUUUCUUUCGCAGCAUAUGAUUCCUAAUGAAUAAUAGAUAGAUAUGAUUCAAUUCACCGUGUAAUCUUUACCUCUUUUUUCGUGUUUUUUUUCAAUUCUAAAAUAUUGAUAUCAUCAUGAUGGCCUUUAUCCACCGAACGAGAUGCAACAGAGCUAAACUUAUACAU
Molecule: messenger RNA, 4259 nt
Organism: Melampsora larici-populina 98AG31
Lineage: Eukaryota; Fungi; Basidiomycota; Pucciniomycetes; Pucciniales; Melampsoraceae
Exons: 6
Coding region: 1-3927 (1308 amino acids)
Cellular component (GO): intracellular anatomical structure
Molecular function (GO): ATP binding; RNA binding
Source: RefSeq, a predicted model, not a curated record